Cladocopium goreaui is the source of this 878-nucleotide messenger RNA. NCBI's taxonomy places the organism in Eukaryota, Dinophyceae, Suessiales, Symbiodiniaceae. The record is from the annotation of a GenBank genome assembly.
CCGAUCCUUCCGCUUCGCCGCUUCAGCGCAGCGCUGCCCAGCAUGGCACGUCGAUUUCGCGGGAUGGCUGCGCUUGGCGCGCUGGCCUUUGGUACCUGGGCCUUCGUGGGCUCUGGAUCUGUGAGUCGUGAUCCGAGCACCGCAAUGAAGGGUUAUCGACUUGAUAAAAUGCUGGAGGCUUCCGAUGGUGAUCGAUCCCUGCAGGUGUCUGAAGGCUUCUGGGUGGGCGAGAAGGGCUUCGAAAAGUCACAGUGGGCGCAGGGCUACCGCUACCGCAUGCGCGCCUCACCAGAGGAGGUUAAGAAGGGGAUCGACACACCUCCAAUCUUCCAGCUGGGCCCCAUCAAGAUCAAGUUGGGCGAAUGCUUCGGCGGCAGCGGCAACAACGACAACCUUCGAAAGUUGAAAAAGGAGAUCGCGCAAGCUGGCAUUGAUGAUCCCAAGAAGAUUGCUGAGAACGAGUACUGGCUCAAGCGCUACGGUCACAAGCGUUGGUUCCCGAAGUACGUGGACCAGUCUGGUGCCCCCAACCAACAGGGCCUGUUCCGUGGAUUGGCCGCCUGGUCUGGCUAUGAUCCUCUCAAUGAGGAGCGUGGCAAGAGCUGGAUCGAGGCGGACUACGGCAAGCCGUUGAUCAAGGAUAAGAAGGACCUGCAGCUGCCCGGCCUAUUGACCAAGGAACAGAUGCAGAAGGAGCUGGACAGCGGGAAGCUGCCGAAGCUCCCUGCACCCAAGAAGUGAGGCCAUGACCUGGCCGACAAGGCCGCGCCACGGCCGUGGGGUUGGAGCUGAGAUGGCCAAGGAUGCCAUUGGUUGUGGGUCAAGGGAGGUAGUGUGCAACUCCACACACUGGCCCGGUUUUUUUUUGAAGGAACUCC